Messenger RNA from Rhipicephalus sanguineus (brown dog tick), 10643 nucleotides. Its product is annotated as forkhead box protein N3-like. Gene Ontology annotation, molecular function: DNA-binding transcription factor activity; cis-regulatory region sequence-specific DNA binding. Gene Ontology annotation, cellular component: nucleus. The record is from RefSeq and is a predicted model, not a curated record. Lineage: Eukaryota; Metazoa; Arthropoda; Arachnida; Ixodida; Ixodidae. Gene Ontology annotation, biological process: regulation of DNA-templated transcription.
GCCUAGCGGAACAGCCCAAAACGCUGCUACGUACACAACGAUGCGAGCCAGCAUAGCAUCGCACUACACGAGGUGGGGGAACCAACUUUAGGAAUGUUUCGCCCGACCGUUUCACCGUCUCAGCGCUCCUGAAACUCGCCCGUCUAUGUCUGGCCACGCUGAGAACACAAGCCUUCGACAAGCAAUAAUUUGUAGAAAGGUGGCGUCCCGUGGGCGCUGGGGGGCAUGGCGGUAGAAGAGCCCCCGAUGCGAGAGGACGCAGCGCAGGUGGCUCCGUGCCAGCACCGCGAGGGGGUGCCCGGAGGGGGCGCCACCCCUCCGGGGGCUCUGACUCCUCGCGGACCGGCACCCCUGCUGCCCGACGGUAGUGCCAAGGGGGGAGGCGGCGGUGGCGGCCACGACGACGAGCUCACUAGCCUCAGCUGGCUGCAGGACACAAACCUGCUUCGCAAGUUAGCUGGGCCGCCAUCCUCGGCGACCAACCACCAGGGGAACGGGACGGCGGCUGCGGCAACGGGCAGCCGGAGCUCGGGCAGCACGACGUCGGCCACGUCGGCGGGCGAGGACGACGAGUCCCGGGAGUGGGGGCCCCCGGGACAGGUGCCCUACAACCCCCAGGUGCACGUGACAUCGAAGCCCCCGUACUCGUUCAGUUGCCUCAUCUUCAUGGCGAUCGAGGAGUCGGCCGGCAAGGCCCUUCCCGUCAAGGACAUCUAUGCCUGGAUCCUGGGCCACUUCCCGUACUUCCAGCGGGCCCCCACGGGCUGGAAGAACUCGGUCCGGCACAACCUCUCCCUCAACAAGUGCUUCCGCAAGGUCGACAAGGACAAAGGACAGAACAUUGGCAAGGGAUCCCUGUGGUGCAUCGACCCAGAGUUCCGGCCAAACCUGCUGCAGGCGAUGCGCAAGACGCCCUGUUUUCCCUACACUCACCUCAACUGGGCAGCCCCUUCGACACCUCACUCAGUGCCUUCUCAAGACGAUGGUGAUAAAGCCUCGUCUCCAGACCCAUCUCAAGCCCAGAACAAUGUUCCAUCACCUACACUCUUCCCCUUCCUGUCGAAGAGGCUUGCCGCAUCUUCAACGAAAGAUCAGGACGUUGACGCCGCCGCCGCUGCAAUGUUGGCCCUGCAGAAUGUGCCCAGUAUCCUGCCUCCUUUGAACCAAGCAUUGCUAAUGUGCACGUGGCAUGUUGAAGGUGACGAGGAAGACGAAGAUGAAGAGGACGAUGGCUACCGGCACUCUCCUCCAAGCCCGGUCAUGUUCACGAAGAAACACCUCAGGCUACGAAAUCGCAGCAGCGAGGUGGCCCAGACUCCGGGCAGUGCCAACGCGACGGUGAUCACGAGCAGCCCCAGCGAGGAUCACACGUACAGUGCCUCGCUCUCAAACGGCCUCAGUGGGGAUUCGGGCAAUGCCUUGUAUCACGUCUCCAUCUCAUCGGCUCGAACCACGGUGCCUGUGUCGAUAAAGAAGGAGCCUGCAGAGCACGACGACAAUCUCCAGGAGGAGAACAGCAACGGCAGCGUCGGUUCCGGCAGCGGUGGAGGAGGACUCGGCCGUCUCCCGCUGUCAUCGGUGCCUCCGCGCAAGCGGAGGGCUGCACUGGCAGCGGCUGCGGCUCUCCCGCGCAAGUCGAAACGUCAGGCGAGCGUGGCUUCCGCGCGCAGCCGGAGCAGCAGCAGCUCCACCACGGCUUUCACCGCUUCCUCUUCAUCCGCAAUGAACAGCAAUAGCAGCAGGGACGUCGAAGACAUGGCAGAAGGCGCGGCCCACGCGCUUCUCAACCUGGCAAAGGUGGCAACCAGCCAGCAGCAACUGAUGCUGCAAAGCAAGAAUUCUCUGGUCGGGGGCGUGCGGGAACGGCGGUGAGAGCCCGGGGCCAAGCGAAACGAACCCCGGAUGUUGAAGACAUUGGUGCCGUUCACCAUCCAGAGCAGAGAAGGGGAGAGAGGAUUUAGCUGUUUUUUUAUUUUAUCGUUGUGAAACGGUGGUGGCAGAGCGAAUUUCCCCCGAGACAGUGUUAUGUGUUAUUCUCGGACGACAAGGUUGCCUUUCGGCAACCAGGAUGUGCCACGAUUGUUGGCUUGUUGUUGUUCUUCUCCUUGCGCAAUGAUUUUAGCCGUCAUUUUUUUUUUCUCGUUGGCAUUCGAAGCACGGGUGUUUCUAACGUGCAUUCCUUAACGAAGCUGCGCGCAUGGCAUUUCACCGAGAGCAACUCCUUAAUUAUCGAUUGGCUUCUUUCUUGCCAAGGUCAUGACAGACUGCGAAGGCGUCACAUGUUGAAGGAAAGUAAAUGUCAAUUUGUAACGCUUGUCGGCUCAGUUGGAAGGAUUCGACUGCACAACGAAAAUAUGUCGAGGCUGUAGUAGUGGGCACUCGAGCAAUAGAUAUACGAAGUACGAAGCAAGACAGGGGUUGUUUAGUUCAGUUCGGCACCCGCAUACUUGUUUUUACUAGUGAACGGUUGACUGGGCUAAGAUUUCUCUUUGCACUUCUCUUUCACUUGUCUCUUCUUCCUUUCUCCAUGCCGGCACAAUGCACUGGUCACUCGUGGAUUUUCGGACACUGGAGCAUGACCCGUUUCAGCAUUGGUGGCAUGUUUUGCGUUCUGUGCUGUGGUGUGUUUUUGUUUUAGAACCCUCAGUCUUACGGUGACUUUUCGCAAGUAGCAGCUUCUCUAGUUGCGGAUUGCCAGCUCAACUCUGCUUGUAUGUCUUACUCUCGUGAAUUCAUUCUUUUGCGUUCUACACCCAUGAAAAGGUACCAGCGUUGACACUUCACUAUGUAGCACUUUUCUUUUUCUAAUCAUCUUCUCUCUUCUGUUCUUCCAUUAGAAACAAAAAAAGCAGAAGAGGGAAGGGAAAAGUACAUCAUCUGCAUAUCCUGUCGAGGUCGCAACAGAUACUUGCUCGGACUGCGCUUGCCGGAAACGUCCCAAGGGGACUCGCUUUCAACAUUUGAAGCUACACCGACAGAUAGGGACUAUGUCCACAGAUUGAUUCAAGGUAUCUUCGCACCUCAAUGUGCAUGUCUUUAGAUAAGAAAAUGUCUCGCGUGUAACUUUAAAAGGAAGAAAAAAAUUUGUGCAAGCAGGACAGUUAUCGCCGCUUGACAAAAGCCUAACAUCAUAACAAUUGUCAUUGCCAUUCUCUCCAUAUCCGUUCCUCAAAACCCACUCAUUUGCCCUAAGGAACACUUUGGAAAGUGUGGAGUGUCUAUUACAUCCAACUGUAGGGCAUUCGAUUCAGGAAAUUCACACAAUUAUAAUGGUCAGUAGUCUCUCGACAAAUACGCCCUUAGGGGCUUAAUAUAAGGAAGUACACCUUUUUGCAUAUUUAAGGGCAUAAAUCAGGUGUACCUAAACAGGUGUAAUUUUGAGUGGGAUAGUUCCCUUUUUUUUUUUUUUACUCCUGCGGAUGUGGUGGCCAAAUGUCUGCUGUACUCGUUUUUCAGCUUAGGCAUGCUUUUUCGCGCAGUUGAGAUGCAGCGAAGCAGCAUUAGCUGGGUGGAACCAACAGCGGCACAACUUCGCACGUUGGGCUGCCGCGCUUGCAGAUGAAGACCCGAACAGAGAUGAUGGAUCCAACGAACAGCUUUGCACUUACUUUUAUUGUGCUUCCCGUUUCUGUUUAUUGUUUGGCCUCUGUGGCUUACUGUCGUGCUUUCAUUGUUGUGCCACCACUUUUAUUUCCGUCUUCCGGGCUCUUGUCGGUCGUUUAUUGUGUUAUAGUCGCGCAGAUUUCUGACAGUCUUACUUAUUCUUUCCUGUCUACUGCGAGGAUGUUCUGAGGAACGUCGUUUUUCUUCUUAACUCGUCUGUUUGUAGUAAUCAUCGGGGAUUUUCCCAGCACUUCGUUUAUGAUCCGUGGUGGCGUAGGGAGGUGUCGUACGUACCGCGUCUUCUCUUUCUUUUCUGGCUCGUCGGUCCCUCUUCCGACGGGACUUUCGCUGGCUGGGCUUGUUACAUUGGACGUAGUUGUCUGCUCCAUUUGCUCUGCUCCAUCGAAAGUGGCCUCUCGUUUUAAUUUGUAACGAGAUAUUUCAGUUCUCCCGUCUCUUACGACCGUUUUCCACAACACGCCUCCGCAAAAGACUACUCUAUGAUAAAACGAUGCAAGACGCGUGUUUGCAAGGCAUGCAACCCCCUUUGCAGCAUCUCCGACCUUCCCUCACCUCUACUUGCAAUGGCCUUUGAUUUAAAAGGUCCAUGGUUUUUUACGCCUUUGCUUGAGCUCAAAGCGAGGCGAAAAAUUCUUAAAAGGCAAUAAUGCGCGGUCGCGCACGCGAUGUUCUGAGUGCAACAAAAAAAAAGGGGGAGCAGGUUGUUCUCCUCUGGAGAGUUAUGAGCUUUAGGUUUACGUGGCAGCAGCCUGUGCGUCGGGCUGUUCCUGGACCAGCGAGGCACUGGAUCACUUAGUGGCGAAGCGGCCUUGCUAAUCCAUCAAUCAAUCUUCGGGAAGCGUUGACUACGAUUAACAGUGAUCAUAUCUUUUCUGUUGUGACCCUCCGUUGUGAAAGUGAAAUCGCGUGCGAGGAGGUUAGCCACAGAAAUUUCAAUCGUUCGUUUUCCAUUCCCAUUGGCCUCAUAAUCUCCCUUGCGUUGAGAAUUGGAACGAGUGAAUCUAGGCAAAUGCUCAUUAAAUUGCCUCGCAAGCGUUGUACAUACUGAGAAGGAAACGGGCGCCGGAUGUGUACGCCAUUGCCAUGCAGAAGUAAUAACGUGUGGGACGAAGGAAGCUGUAAUAUACGAUAUGCAGAGGAUUGCUUGCUGCACUAUGAAUAGUUGCAGAUGCUGUAGUAUAUACAUUAUUAUUAUAUACAUGUAAUAUACAUAUAUACAUACAUACACACGUACACAAAUAGAUCUACAUAACCUAAAUGUUACAAAUAAAUGCCUCCUCCUGACCUGCAACGCUGCGUUGCAGUGAACGUUUCACACAGAAGGAAAAAUGUUCUUGAGAGUGAGUGCAUGUCCCUACCUGCCCGAUUUGUAGAAACCAUGACAUACCACGACUAAUGCUCCAGUGCUCUUAGCAGUCCUUUUUCUUUCUUUAAUUCAGUUCUUGUAAUCGGAAGAGUGACUGACUGGCUUAAUUCUGUUGCAGCAUCUGGCACUGCAGUUCUGUAUAACUGUCAUUUGCUUGAGUGAGCUUUGUUGUGUUUUUGUGCUGUGGGCUGCCAUACGUUGAGCGCGCAUCUCUGCACAGCGUGUUGCCAGGGAAGAUUUUCUUUCCCUUUUUUUUUUUGUCACUUGUGUGACUGUUACGAAGGUGUCCCGAGAUGGGUGCAUUCUUGCGCUUUUAACGGCAGCCCCUGCCUUGUAGGGGAUAGAACUUUGUGUGCAUCUUCGUCUUAGUUUUUCUUUUUUUCUUUUUUUUUUUCGGUGGCAUCAGUGGCACAUUGUGUGACGGACGACUAGACAUGUGGCGGAAAACUUUGCACAUAUGUUCACGCACGUGCAUCUUUUCUAAGCUUCUCUUUUGCGAGUGCACCUUUUUUCUUCGUCGAAAUAGAAAUCGUCAUCAUCAACAAAAAAAUAUCACGUUCACGACGCACGGGACAGCCUUAAUUCGAUGUCGGCCAGCGUUUGUCGUAUACCUUUGUGUCAAAAUGGCCCGGCUUUUCUGCCUUGUCUGAAUCGACCGUACAAAUAUUAAGGUGGCCUACCUUGUGGAGUGCUUCGCUUGGGCGUCCAAACAACAUCGUGUCAACUUCACAUCGACAUCCCGUGCAAGACGACCCAUUCAAAUGGCUGCCUUCGUCAACACCGCAGAGACAGCGCGGGAAUCUCGGCUCACAAAGCUCGGGUCAUCCACUGCACCUCGAUGCCAAAACAGCGCACGAAGAAGCACUCCACGUCGUCUGGCCAUCGCACUCUUCGAAGCUUCUGCAUUUUGUGUGUGCGAGUGCAGCGCGGGACUUUCUUUUUUUGCCAGUGUGUGCUUACUUCUCGUCGCAUUAUCAGUGACGUUCCUGAGCGCUCCCAGUGUUGUUCCGGGGGGCGGGACAGAGUGUCGGUGCGGAUGUUCCCGUGGCGAUUUGGUUUUGCAACGAUGAUGCAUCUAUACGAAGAGAAGUUGUCGCGUCACUGUGCUCAAGCCUGUGGUUGCACGCAGUAUUAUGUGCGCUGUGUUCUUUCGCCAAAAAGUCUAGCGUCGUUUCUUUGCGGGAGCUAUAUCGGAAAGAGUUCACCGGGUCUAUUGCCCGCAGUAAGAGCGUCUUGUUGGGUCUUGGACGGCGGGCUCGCGUCUUGGGAGUUUUUGCUGCGGAGGGCGCGAUCUUGUUGGCUACACGCCUGUGAGGAGGAGGAGGGUCUUCGAGUUGUUGCAAACGAGGAAGGAGCUAUUCUGUGCCAAAAGCGUCAACCCCGGCGUGGUUUAGUCUAUAGGAGCUGGAGCAAUUGUAGACGACAGUAGUAAUAACACGAACACCAUCUGUACAGAAACAUUAUUACCACUAGGUGAACGAGUUUAUUUUUUUCUCUUUCUGUCGCUUUGAGUGUUUGAUUGGAGCUGGAGCAUGGAGGAUGCGUACUACCGUGGACAUACAACAGAAAGCGUGAACAUAAGAAGCGGUGCUUCGGCGACUUCCUUCGGUGCUGCGUCGAACCAGAGUGCGCGGUACUUCUAAUACAGCGACUAUCUGUGUACUACCGAUCUGCAGAUAUAAGCUUGCUGGGAAGGCAGCGUAGUUACCUUAAACCUUUGCAGUUUUCAAUCUUCAAAGUUUGGGGCGUUUGUGCAAUGCAAAAAUGCUGCAAGCUUGCAACGGUCAGUUCCCUGCCGCACCGCCAGAUUUCGCCGCAAGCGCCGCCGCUUCCCAAGAUUCCCAGUAUCUUGACGUAAGUCUAUGCCACUACGUCAUCGCCGUGCUCAAGCCCUCUAAUGUUGCAUCAGUGUGAGUGCGCGUGUGUUUGCGUUGACGGAUUGUUGAACGCUUGCAGUUUUUGAACCCCGUGGAGAGAAAAAGCAAAUGCUCCUGCCGCGUGGGCGCUAGCGCGCGCGCGCGGGGUUUGGCAGAUUUUUUUUGCCGCAACGCGUGUGUACAUUUGUUCCUAACCUGUAGAAAUGGUGAUUUGUCUGGCUAUGUAUGUCAGGCAAGCGGAGAGUCUAUCCUAUGCAAAGACUUCUUUUUUCUUCCUCUCGCUCGGAACUGUUGGCGGUGCGUAGACCUUCGCCAGCUAGGCCGGUAACGUUGCUGGAAACAUGAGCGCGAAGAAAGAUGUUGAUGCUUCCUUUGUGAGUUUUGUCGCGCGUGUUUCCCUUUGGACUGUGGUUUGUCUGGCAGCCUCUCCGUGUGCUUUUACUUGCUGCACGUUCCCCUGUGGGUCUUAGCAAUAAUCAACAAAGCAAUCAUCACUAACGAAAGUGUACAUUUACCGAAACCUUUUGAGACUAACGGGAGCAGGCUCGCCGAGCUGCUUGUUAAUAUAUUCGCUUUUAAUUGCGUAGGACCUCGUUAACAGCCUCGUUUGUGUGUAUUUCGUUGGCUCGGUGAUCUGUUUUGAGUGUCGUGCCUGAUGCAACAAACUCCCGAUGUUGACAUUCUGAUUUGCUCGUUGUUUCUUUUCUCUCUAUCAGAAUGUUUGCGUGUGAGUGAAAGAUUUGGACGACGUCGGAACGCGCUAUGUAGCUGCGAGAAACAGUUGUCACAUUUGUUCCCGGGUUUGGUGCCGAUAGCUGUCGAGGAUGGGAAAUGGCGACUGUUGCAUUCUAUGCUCGAUUCACUUCACGGACCACAAACUUUUGUGGCGAACUUCCACAUGUUGGCACGGCCGCUACGGAAGGUGACUGGUACGCUUUACUGGCUAGUCACCCUAGCAGAUAAUGUGAUUACGUGCGUUCACAUCACUGCUUUAGGUGAUAAUGUUUGGCAACCCAUGCAUCUGUGUUCGUCCGACAUGUCUAGUUGCUUCUCUGUUGCGGCCAUGGUGUAAGACAUAUACUCUUCAGAUGGGGACACUUCUUGGCUUGCUUGUGAGGUGCAUUCGACCCCAUAAAGUAGCAAUGGUGCACACCCAGUCGAUCCGAUGAGCAACGCCUUUAUCUGUCUUGACAUUGCGGUGUCUUGCCGAUAGAUAUCCGCUGCCGUCACCAGACCAACAGGCAUGUGUUGUUGCUACUUUAUCUCGUCGUUUGCAUCUUGCAAGCUUCUUCCCCUAAGAAAUAUGUGUCUUCUACUGUGGUUCUGGUUACCCCAUGUUUCCUUAACAGAUACACCACAGCACACGUAUUAUAAAAGUACAUUUGUUCGUGUGAUGCACCGCACGGUUAUUAGGAAAGACCGACGUACAUGGAGGUUUAUAAACUUGAUCGGCCACAUUGCGCAGAAGUACCAUUUGUUUCGAGUCUUUAACCCAUGUCACCCAAUUGAAUGCUGGCUCCUGUAAACGUUUCUCAAAGUUUCCGGCAAAUUUCUGCACUUAAACCAACUUGCAAUUUCAAAAAUAUGUCUACUAUCAUCAGCCAAUAUGAAGAGUUGUACAUGGGACGAGUGUUCCUGCUUAUUCAGCGACAAGGAAUGAUUCUAUUCCUCUGCUAUUCCCUUAUCGCUUUUUGUCGGUAAUCUGUGCAGCACUCCUCCUAUGUUAUCACAGAUAGCCUAGGUGUGAUCAUGAACAGUAUAGGAUAAGAAAACCGUAGAAUUGAGCUACUGGAACUUGUACAUUGUACAAGCCUGGCUCGAAUUUAGCGUGUCAGAAUGGCCGUUUGCAUUCGCAGUAUACGAUUCUUCUGAAACUAAAGUUGAUACUUGCUUGCACUGGAUAAAAAGCAAUUGGCUGAAAGACCUUUUGUGUGGCCGAUCAAGGGUGCAGUCACUUCAUUUGACGUGAGACUAGGGCAGAAGCUUGGCACGCUUGCACAAAAUGCACAUUUUUUAGCAAGACACUUACAGUCCUAGCCGGUUACUUCAAGCACGGACCACAAACUUCCAGUGGUCGCUCGCUGCACUUCUGAAAAAAAGUGGGAGAUCAUACAAACAAGCCUCACACAAGGUUCAGUGAUGCCUCGUGACGAGGUAAUUUGUUUUUCUUAACUUUGGCCUCACCUGGAAUGAGGCUGGCAGAUGCACGAAAGCAGUGUUUUUCUCUUUUAGUCAACUGUAUUGUCACUUCGUGAUGUUGCAGAGACGACUCACUUCAGUCUUUCUUACCUCUUUCCAACUUUCAUUUGUUCUUUUUCUUUUGCAAUCCGAACGGAACAUGCAUGCUACCUUUCCUGUGAUGAAUGCCACUGUUCGUUCUGGAGAAGCUAGUUGAAAACCCUGAGAUGUUGUGCCCACGUCUCGCGAAUCCAUACAGUUCUGCCAUUUAAAAAGAAAAAGGUGAAAUGCUCCGUGCCAAAUAACACGACUACACGUAGCCACUUUUAAUUUCGGUCAGUUCACAACAUCUGUGCAGCUACUAGGUCAUGAAGGUUUGUGAAGUUACGUUGCGUAGUGCAGGCUGGCAUCUCGCACUGCUCUCAUUUAUGGCUUGCUCAAAACUGAUUGUGGAACAAUUCUUCUGCGGAAAAUAAAAAGUCUCACCGUUUGUUACAUGUGAGGGGAAAAAAAUGGCGUCCUCCCAAUCAUAGAAGAGUGCUACGAAAGGACCCACGUUGAAGUACUGUGAUGCAAGUCCUUUGCAGCCAUAAUGCAGCAAUCCUGUCUCCAAAAACUUGCGGGUUUUGAGGCUGGUAAAUCAUACUCUGAAAUGUAUACUGUCAUUAAUCUGACCUUCACAGGUUGUUUAUUCAUAGAAGAGGAAAGCAAGGUCAAAGUUUAAUUUUUAAAUUUCGCGCUGAAAUCUUCGAGCUUUUUUUUUUUUCGUAUUUUGGCCACAUUGGCUCAACAAAGUUUCCUAAGUCUUGGUAUUUCAAGUCUGUGACCUCCUCAGAGGAUAAUGUACUGCACUUACCGAUUACGACCCACGCACGCUUUAGUAGAUGCCAUCUAAAUCCAAGACACGAUUGGUGUGGGGACUUUAAUGUGGUGUCACCACCCGCAUGUUCUUUUUGUGCUGUUUUCUCUCUUGCCAAGCGUUUUCAUGCGGCAAGCGCGGCGCUUUUGAUAUUGUGAAAGAGCAACUUGCUAAUAUGAGAAAGAUCUUCUCUUUAGUGUCCCUUUAAGUAGCAACAACAAAAAGCGAGUAUAAGCAACUCCAGAUAGACCACUGGCAUUCUUCUUUCGUGCGAAAAUAUGGUUUUUGGAAGCUCUUGAAAGACAAGGCAUGUGUGUAUAGGGAUUCAAGGAAUUCGAAAGAUGACGAUAGCCGGGACAAGCACACUUUUUGCGAGAGUAACCGUGCCAGUGUUGUGUGUAUGUGUGAGUGCAUGAGUGCAUGCGUGUGUUUUCUUUUCGGAUCUGUGUAAAUAUGACGUCUAUACUGUUGUUGGAGACAAAGAGAAAGAGAAGAAUAACGUUACGAUAUGCACAUUUUUUCUAAACUGAGUGUUAAGUCUCUCCGGAAUUCCGUAGGGCAGUCCUUUCGUGUCGAUGCCAAUACCAUUGCCAAACCACAGCUCAUGGAAAUUUUUGUCUGCUGCAUAUUUUAGAUAGAAAAAAAAGAAAACUGGACACCUUCUUUCUUACUUUCUUUGUUUUUUUUUUUUAACUGUUUGAAAUGAAGAAUGUAUUUCAAUAAAUAGAGAUGUGUAAAA